Messenger RNA from Cooperia oncophora, 285 nucleotides. The record is from the annotation of a GenBank genome assembly. NCBI's taxonomy places the organism in Eukaryota, Metazoa, Nematoda, Chromadorea, Rhabditida, Trichostrongylidae.
AUGUUGGAGAUUUAUUACGAGCAAAUGAGCUAUGAAGUUCUCCGCGAAUCCGAGUCUUAUUCCAUAGUUAAUCUCGUGUCGGAUAUCGGAGGCCAAAUGGGGUUGUGGCUUGGUGCCUCUGUACUGACGGCUAUCGAAAUCGUAAUUUUCUUGUUCAAUAUUGUAGUGAUUGCAAUCAGCGGUCGACUUCGGUCUAGCGAUUCUUUCAACCAAGGACGAGAAAGAGCAGCCAACGAAAAGUCCCAUGGAGCACCAAACCUCUCCAGAAAUGAAAACUUACGAUAA